AUGCUUGAAAGCCCCGAGCUCCACGGAAAGAGUUUGGCCCAAGAAGAAUUCGCUUUUACGACUGGGAUGAUUGGUCGUAACCUGUCCAACUUUUCCGCCUGGCACCACCGAAGCCAGCUUAUUUUGAGAGUUGUCGCAGAGCAGAAUUGCAACGACGAGGCGCGAGCCGCUUUCCUCGGCCAGGAACUUGACACCGUGCGAGAGGGUCUGAACCUUGGGCCAGAAGAUCAAAGCCUGUGGUACUAUCACCAAUUUCUAAUCUCGCAAAUCGUCAAAGACGGUGAUCGACAUGCCAUCGCACCAGCUCUGACUGUGGCUGAGAGAGUUGCUUACAUGAAGCAUGAGAUAUACGAGAUUAAAGACUUACUUGAAGACUACAUGAAUGUCAAAUGGAUAUACCAGGCUCUUUUAGAGUACACUCUGUCUUUAAGGCGUCUGGAAAAACGCUCGAUAGGCGAUAGUGACGACGCUGGUAAUUUAAGAACCUGGCUGGAGAAGCUGGUAGCCCUCGAUCCUACACGCCGAGGUAGGUGGAACGACUUUGCUAGAGAGAUUGGAGAGAUGGGAUAG
This is a messenger RNA of Beauveria bassiana ARSEF 2860, 570 nucleotides long. Its product is annotated as geranylgeranyl transferase type-2 subunit alpha. Lineage: Eukaryota; Fungi; Ascomycota; Sordariomycetes; Hypocreales; Cordycipitaceae. Gene Ontology annotation, cellular component: cytoplasm; Rab-protein geranylgeranyltransferase complex. Gene Ontology annotation, biological process: protein geranylgeranylation. The transcript has a single exon. The coding region runs from base 1 to 570 and encodes 189 amino acids. Gene Ontology annotation, molecular function: Rab geranylgeranyltransferase activity. The record is from RefSeq and is a predicted model, not a curated record.